AUGAACUUCAUCAGCAUCCAGCAGCUGGUAAGUGGAGAGAGAGUUGAAAGGACGAAAUUGGAACGUGGACAUGGAGUUCCUGAUCCUGGAGCGGGGCUUCACAGCUGGAGGCUGGGGCCCCAGGAGGCCGAGGCCCGGGAGAGGCAGAAACUGGACGAGGAGAAGAGGAGAAGACUUGAAAGAUUUAACAGUUCCAGAACUAACUUGGAGAACCUGGCUGAUUUGGAAAAGUUGGUUCAAAGACGGAAAGAAAAGCGACUGAAACGCAGGGUCCCCCCCAAGGCACCCCAGCCUGAGGUCAAGCCGCAGCCACAGGCCCAGCUGGAACCCGUGGACCUGGAGGUGUUCCUGAAGGCAGCUGCCGAGAACCAGGAGGCCCUGAUUGACAAGUACCUGGCGGACGGAGGGGACCCCAAUGCCCACGACAAGCUGCACCGCACGGCCUUGCACUGGGCCUGUCUGAAGGGUCACUGUGAGCUUGUGAACAAGCUGCUGGAGGCGGGUGCUGCCGUGGACGCUCGGGACUUGCUGGACAGGACCCCAGUGUUCUGGGCCUGCCGCAGAGGCCACCUGGACAUCCUCAAACAGCUGCUUAACCGGGGCGCCCAGGUCAACGCCCGAGACAAGAUCUGGAGCACGCCCCUGCACGUGGCCGUGCGCACGGGACACUGUGACUGCCUGGAGCACCUCAUCGCCUGCGGGGCCCGCAUCGAUGCGCAGGACAAGGAAGGUGACACGGCUCUGCACGAGGCAGUCCGGCAUGGGCGCUACAGAGCCAUGAAGCUGCUGCUGCUCUACGGGGCUGGUCUGGGCGUGCGCAACGCGGCUUCGGUGACCCCAGCGCAGCUGGCCCGGGACUGGCAGAGGGGCAUCCAGGAAGCACUGCAGGCCCAUGUCAGGCACACCCGGACCCGGUGCUGA
Messenger RNA from Rangifer tarandus platyrhynchus (Svalbard reindeer), 921 nucleotides. The record is from the annotation of a GenBank genome assembly. Lineage: Eukaryota; Metazoa; Chordata; Mammalia; Artiodactyla; Cervidae.